Rhodamnia argentea is the source of this 2321-nucleotide messenger RNA. RefSeq names its product rhamnogalacturonate lyase B. Gene Ontology annotation, biological process: carbohydrate metabolic process. NCBI's taxonomy places the organism in Eukaryota, Viridiplantae, Streptophyta, Magnoliopsida, Myrtales, Myrtaceae. The record is from RefSeq and is a predicted model, not a curated record. The coding region runs from base 172 to 2217 and encodes 681 amino acids. The transcript is spliced from 17 exons. Gene Ontology annotation, molecular function: carbohydrate binding; catalytic activity.
ACAGAACCUUCGAGGUCUGGAAGUUUUUGUCUCUCUUCAGGUCAUGUGAUGCUCUUCCGCGAGAAGACGAAUCUGCCCUCGCUUACAAGACGACGAAGCCUACUCAUCAACUUUUACGGCUUUGGAGGCGAUUGAGUGUGGUUGGGUUGUUCUCUGGUGGCCGGUGUGAAGAUGGGCUACUGGCGGCCGCAGUGGAGGUUGCUCGACUGCAGCGGACGGCAGGGUAGAGGAGCGGCGGUGGUUCAUUUGCUGCUGUGGUGCUGCAUUGUCGUUUCUGAGACGACCCAAAAUUCUCCAGGGAGCAGCAAAUCCAAGUCUUCUCUUGGGGUCCAGCUGAAGUUGCAGGACCGGGGGCAGAUGUUGAUAGACAACGGGCUUCUCCAAGUAAUUUUGUCGAUUCCGGAUGGAGAUGUCAUAGGCAUUUGGUAUAAUGGUAUCGAUAACUUGCUUGAAAUCCAGAAUGAAGAAAACAACAGAGGGUACUGGGAUGUUGUUUGGAACUGGCCUGGAGAGCCGAUCAAAUACGACAGGAUACAAGGAACAACGUACAAGAUCGUAACUCAGAAUGACGACCAAGUAGAGAUAUCGUUCGUCAGAAAAUGGAGUGUCUCGGCCAACCAGACUGUGGUUCCGCUGAACAUCGACAAGAGGUACAUAGUGCGGCGUGGAUGCUCGGGAUUUUACAAUUACGCCAUUUUCGAGCGCCCGGAAGGAUUGCGGGACAUCGAAAUGGACCAAGUCAGGAUCGUUUACAAGCUCCAGAAUGCAAAGUUUCAUUUCAUGGCUUUGUCGGAUGCUAGGCAGAGAGACAUGCCGAUGCCAGAGGACCGGAUCACGGGCCAGCCGCUGGCCUACCCGGAAGCAGUUCUACUGACCGAUCCAAUUAACCCGGAACUUAGAGGAGAGGUGGACGACAAGUACCAGUACUCAUGCGAGAACCAGUACAACAGAGUGCACGGAUGGAUCUGCGGGGAUCCGCCGGUGGGCUUCUGGAUGAUCACGCCCAGUAACGAGUUCCGCACCGCUGGGCCCAUCAAGCAGGACCUCACUUCCCACGUCGGCCCAAUCACCCUCUCCAUGUUUGUGAGCACUCACUAUGCUGGGAAAGAAGUGGGCAUGAAGUUCAGAGAUGGAGAGCCUUGGAAGAAGGUGUUUGGCCCUGUUCUGGUCUAUCUCAACUCUGUUUUACCAGAGGAAGACUUGGGCAAUCUCUGGCAAAAUGCCAAAGAGCAGAUGUACGUAGAGUCGGACACCUGGCCGUACAGUUUCACAGAGUCGGAGGAUUUCCCUUCGUCGGAGGAGCGAGGAAUGGUCGUUGGCCAGUUACUUGUUCGCGACAGAUAUAUAACUGAGAAAUACUUGUGGGGAGGCUUUGCCUAUGUUGGCCUAGCAUCGCCUGGUGAGGUCGGGUCGUGGCAAAGGGAGAACAAGGGUUAUCAGUUUUGGUGUAGAGCAGACAGAAAGGGAAAUUUCAUAAUCAACAACAUUCGAGCCGGCGAUUACAACUUAUAUGGAUGGGUUCCUGGUAUUAUAGGAGACUACAAGUAUGAAGGCAAUGUCACUAUCACACCAGGUUCCGCAAUCAACUUGGGGAUUCUUGUCUACAGGCCGCCGAGACACGGCCCUACUCUGUGGGAAAUAGGCGUCCCUGACCGCACGGCUUCGGAGUUCUACGUGCCCGAACCUUACCCAACCCUCAUGAAUAAUCUGUACUCUAAGAACAACCAAUACAGAUUUAGGCAAUACGGUUUGUGGGAGCGAUAUGCAGACUUAUACCCCCGAGAUGAUCUCGUCUUUCAUGUGGGCGUUGAUGAUCAUCGUAAAGAUUGGUUCUUUGCCCAGGUCACCAGGAAUUUGUAUAACUACACAUUCACAGCGACGACAUGGCAGAUUGUGUUUGAACUCGAGACAGUGAAAGAGACCGCCGGUUACGUCCUCCAAUUGGCCUUGGCAUCAGUUACUGAAUCUGACUUGCAGGUACGGUUCAACGACCCGAGCAUUGAGGCCCCGCACUUCGCCACAGGGAGAAUCGGACAGGACAAUGCGAUAGCGAGACAUGGCAUUCAUGGGUUAUACUGGUUGUACAGCAUUCCGGUGCUGAGCUCGCGACUUCGGAGCGGAAACAACAUCAUCUUUUUGACUCAGGCCUUGGCCAUAAACCCUUAUCAAGGAGUCAUGUACGAUUACAUUCGCCUCGAAGGGCCUCCGGAGUUGUGAAUAGAGAUAGUCUUCCAAGUUACAAAGUACUAGCAUUAAAAGGAAGUGUCGAUAUUGGCUUCACACACUUUGGAUUGUAUAGCAUUGAGCAUUUCUCAGCUUAG